AUGUAUAUAUUUUUCUUUGCUUUUCGAGUCCUUUUGGCAGUAUGAAUACCUUAUAAUUCAAGAUAAUACCAUAAGCACUUCCUUAUGCUGAUGAAAUGUGGUAAGGCCCUGAAAUAGCUCAUAAUGAUGUUUUUGGAUAUGGAUGGCUAACUUGGGAAUGGACAAGGGAUAAGCCAUUGCGCGGCCCCAUUUAUCAUAGCUUAUUUAGUUUAUUAUAUUGGAUAUUGAGCAAACUGAAUUUAGAUCAUCCCUAAAUGAUAGCUUAUGGUCCCAGAAUGUAUGAUAUUCAUAUCUAGACAUUUAGAUUAUAGUGUGCUAUUUCAGCUAUUUAUGAUGUAUAUUUGAUCAAGUUGCUUACACUAGAAGGAAUAAGAAAUAAAGCAUAUGUAAUUUUGGUUAAUUAUACCCUUUGGUUUUCCUUGAAUUGCUUUUCAAAAACACUAAUCAACACUUUUGAAACUAUUCUCUUUACAUUAGCCUUAUAUAAUUGGGUCUAAUAUUUAUAAACUAAUCACAAUAAAAACAACUGGUUUUGUAGAUUAUUUGUAAUUCUGAAUGUUAUGGCACGUCAAUCAGCUAUAAUUCCUUGGAUAUUCAUAUGGGUAAUUAUACUUUAUAAUGUCAUUAUAGCCUUAUCAUUUAAUAACUGCAAAAACCAAUCUUAAGGGAAGAUUUGUGAUUUUAGUAAUAAAUGGAAUUACUCUCCUACUAUUAUUUUUAUUCUCUAUUUCUGUUGAUUCAUUAUAUCAUGGUAAAUUAACAUCUACCUUUUACAAUUUUUUGGAGUUUAAUUUAUUGUCGGGAAUGAGUUCAUUUUAUGGAGUGCAUGAUAGAUUAUGGUUUAUUACUUAAGGGUUACCAUAUGUGUAACUUGGUUGGGUAGUCUCAUUUAUUGUUGGAAUGUAAUAGUGAUUAUAUAAAAUUAGAUAUUCUUAUACAAAGAAAGGAUUAUUCAGUGCCUAGCCAUUAAGAUUACUGUAUUAUAUGAUGUUCACAAUUUUAAUAUUGAGUCUAUCAGCUCAUAAAGAGGAUAGGUUCUUACUUCCCUUGUUCCCUAUCAUUAUAUACUUUAUUUGCUUAGGUUUGGAAUAUUUGGAUAAAAUUAAUUGGAAAAAAUUGAAAUUGGUUUUAGUAAUUUUGGCUGUCAUCUCCAACAUUUCUUUCUUCGUUUUGAUGAAUACUUAUUAAGAUGUUGGAGCCUUGAAAACUAUGGCAGUUUUAAGGUAAAGGAAUGCUACUUAAGUCUAAUUUUUCACUCAAUGCCACAGAACUCCAUUUUACAGUUUUAUUCACCAGAAUAUUUCAAUGACAUUUCCUGACUGUUCCCCUACUAAUGAUGUUACAUCUUUAGAAACUUAUCAAUUGCAUUAAGAUUCUGCUAAUUACAUUAAAAAGAAAUUAUAAUAUUCUAAAUUGCCUUCUCACAUUGUAAUUUAUAAUUAUUUGAUGAAUGAUAAUGUUCAAAAAUUAUUAGAUUAGUAUGAUAAAGUAAUAUGAUUUAAUAAUAAAUUAUAGAUUGAAUCAAUUUACCAUUAAUAUUAUACAGAUACCUAUUUUGAGGAUUAGAAGGACAUUUAUAUACAGAUAUAUGAAUUGCACUAAUGA
Molecule: messenger RNA, 1605 nt
Organism: Paramecium octaurelia
Lineage: Eukaryota; Ciliophora; Oligohymenophorea; Peniculida; Parameciidae
Source: the annotation of a GenBank genome assembly